Prunus armeniaca (apricot) is the source of this 2913-nucleotide messenger RNA. The record is from the annotation of a GenBank genome assembly. NCBI's taxonomy places the organism in Eukaryota, Viridiplantae, Streptophyta, Magnoliopsida, Rosales, Rosaceae.
AUGGUCAAGAAAAACCCUCCCAACCUUGAGCUUCUUCUGUCUAUCUUUUUCUUCUUUCUUUGUUCAUGGACGUCCUUGGCCAUGGCACAAAACAAAACCAUCCCAGUAAAUGUAGGGGUUGUUCUUGAUGACCUUAAUUCAAGGAAUGGGAAGAUUUGGUUGAGUUGCAUCAAAAUGGCCCUCUCAGACUUCUAUGCUUCUCAUGCUAACUACAAGACUAGGCUGGUUUUGAACACCAGGGACUCCAAACAAAAUGUUGUGGGUGCAGCUAAGGCAGCUGUAGAUCUAAUAAAGAAUGCAGAAGUGCAAGCAAUCCUAGGACCAGUGACAUCUACGCAAGCAGGCUUUCUUAUUAACCUUGGAGACCAAGUUCAUGUGCCCAUCAUAUCAUUUUCUGCAACAAGCCCUUCUCUUAAUUCACUUCGGAGCUCCUACUUCUUUCAAUUUGCACAGAAUGACUCAUCCCAAGUGAAAGCCUUAAGUGCUAUUGUAAAAGCUUUUGGAUGGAGGCAAGUUGUGCCUGUCUACAUAGAUAAUGAGUUUGGGGAGGGAGUCAUACCAUUUUUAACUGAUGCCCUGGAAGAGGUUGAUGCCCGUGUCCCCUAUCGGAGUGCCAUUUCCCCGUCAGCCACUGAUGGCCAAAUUCUUGAAGAGCUUUACAAGUUAAUGACAAUGCAAACUAGAGUCUUCAUUGUCCACAUGAGGACGGAUCUAUCAUCUAGGUUAUUUGCAAAGGCCAGAGAGAUUGGAAUGAUGACCGAAGGCUAUGUUUGGCUCACUACUAAUGGUAUACCUAAUGAAUUAAGGUAUCUAAAUUCUUCUAUCAUCAGUUCCAUGCAAGGUGUAUUGGGUAUACAAACUUAUGUUCCACAAACAGUAAAGCUUGAAGAAUUCAUGCCACGGUGGAAACGACAAUUCCAACAAGACAAUCCAACCAUCAUUGAUGCUUCAUUGGAUGUUUUUGGACUUUGGGCUUAUGAUUCUGCUUUUGCAUUAGCCAUGGCAAUUGAAGAAGUUGGAACUGCAACCUUUGGCUUCCAAAAGACAAAUGCUUCCUUCAACUCAGCAGUUCUUGAAAGUUUUGAGGUCUCUAAAUAUGGUCCAGAACUUUGCCAAGCCUUGUCAACUACUAGAUUUGAAGGGAUCGCUGGAGAUUUCGGCCUUGUUGAUGGACAACUUCAAUCAACAAAUUUUAAGAUAGUUAAUAUAAAUGGUGGUGGAGCAAGAGGAAUUGGAUUUUGGACACCACAGAAUGGACUGGUGAAAAAAUUGGGUUCAUCAGCAAACUCAAGCAUAUUUUCAACUCCUAAGCGCAAACUUGGACUUGGACCCAUUAUAUGGCCAGGAGAUUCUCUCUCUGUUCCCAAGGGAUGGGAGAACCCAACAAACGGCAAGAAAUUGAGAUUAGGAGUUCCUGUGAAGGAUGGCUUUACGGAGUUGGUUAAGGUAACGAAGGAUCCUAGCACUAACAUGACAGAUGUGACUGGGUUCAGUAUAGAUGUUUUUAAGGCUGCAGUGGAAAUGUUACCGUAUGCUCUACCUUAUGAGUUCAUUCCCUUUGCAAAGUCUGAUGGAACCAGUGCUGGCACUUACAAUGAUUUGGUCUACCAAAUAUAUCUUGGGAAAUUUGAUGGUGUGGUGGGAGAUACAACAAUUAGAGGAAAUAGGUCAUUGUAUGCAGACUUUACCAUGCCAUACACAGAAUCUGGUGUAGUAAUGGUUGUGCCAGUCAUAGACACGAGAAACCAAAAUGCAUGGGUUUUCUUGAAGCCCUUGACAUGGGACCUUUGGCUAACAACUUGUUGUUUCUUCUUCUUUAUUGGUUUUGUGGUUUGGGUUCUGGAGCAUCGAAUCAAUGAAGACUUCCGUGGCACUCCAUCACAUCAAGUUGGCACCAGUGUCUGGUUCUCUUUCUCAACCAUGGUUUUUUCACAUAGGGAGAGAGUGGUUAGUAACUUGGCCAGAUUUGUGAUGGUCAUAUGGGUAUUUGUGAUGCUAAUACUGACUCAAAGUUACACGGCUAGUCUAGCAUCACUAUUAACUGUCCAGCAACUCCAGCCUAGUGUUUCAGAUAUAAAGGAUGUUCUAAGGAAUGGGGAUAACGUGGGCUACGCAGAGAAUACUUACAUCUAUGGACUCUUGAAACAAGUAGGUUUUGAUGAUUCCAAGAUAAAGAUGUUUCAAUCUUUUGAAGAGUGUGAUGAACUUCUUUCAAAAGGAAGUGCAAAUGGUGGUAUUUCUGCUGCUGUUGAUGAAACCCCCAGCAUGAAACUUUUUCUCGCAAAAUAUUGUACCAAAUAUACCAUGAUCGGACCCAUCUUUAAAGCUGCUGGAUUUGGUUUUGCCUUUCCAAAGCGUUCUCCUCUUAUAACCGAUCUUUCACGGGCAGUCCUAAACGUGACCGAAGGAGAGGUGAUAAUGAACAUUGAAAACAAAUGGUUUAGUGUAGAAAAGAAUUGUGUAGAUAACUCAAACCCGAAGGUGGCUAGCUACAGUCUUGAACUUGCUAGCUUUCGGGGCCUCUUCCUCAUUGCCGUGGUGGCUUCGAUACUAGCUCUCAUCAUAUGUGUAGCUUCCUUCCUUCACAAGCAUAGGCACAUCUUGAUGCGCCCUGACGAUUCAAGAGCCUCUGGAUGGAGAGGGAUUCGAACCAUGUUCAAGAUGUUCAACGAGAAAGAACUCAGCUCUCGUAUGUUUAAGAGCCCUCAACAGAGAGAUGGCAUCACUGGUGCUGGUGAUGAAGUUAGUGCUGCUGCUUCACCAAACAACAACUGGCCAGAAAGUCCACGCAGCUAUAUUUCGAACCACGCAGACUUUGCAGAGCAAGCAACACCAUCUACUGGUCAAGUAUCUCCAGAAAUAGUUUCAGCUGUUGACCAUGAGCAUGCUAUCACAAUUGCAAGAACUUGCUGA